GGAGCACCAGAAGGCAUUUCUGAAGUUGAGCAAGAAGUUCAAACAGGAGGUGCCUAUGUGACUUCAUUCAAAUAUAAGAGGAAGUGAGAGAGAGCGAGCGGUACAGAGUGAGAGAGAGCAACAGUGCCAGAGGACAUCUACCUUAUAGAAGAGGACACUGUAGCACAUGUAUCAAGGAUGACGUGGAACGCCACAGAUAACGUCACCGUGGACCCCUUCUCCUGCUACCACCCCUCGGUGGUGGGCUACCGUUACUUCGGGGUGCUGUGGGGGUCCCUGGUGACCGCGGUGGGGAUGUCGGGGAACAUCCUGACCGUGCUGGUCUUCAUCCUGGACCGCCGGCUGCGGACGCACUUCAACGCGCUCAUCGUCAACCUGGCGGCGGCCGACCUGCUGUACUGCGGCCUCCUGCAGCCGGCCAGCGUCGACUCCUACCUGCACCUGCACUGGAGGGGCGGGGCCACCUGGUGCCGCGUCUUCGGCCUGCUCCUCUUCCUCUCCAACUCGGUGUCCAUCCUGACGCUCUGCCUCAUCGCGGCCGGGCGCUACCUGAUGAUCGCGCGGCAGGGCGUCUACCGCCUGCUGUUCUCGGGGCGCGGCCUGGCGCUGCUCCUGACCGCCACCUGGGCCGUGGGCCUGGCCAGCUUCGGCCCGCUCUGGCCCGCCUUCGUCUUCGCGCCGCAGGUGUGCACCUGCAGCUUCCACCGCACCAGGGGGCGCCCUUACAGCACCGUGCUGCUCUUCUUCUACUUCUUCGUGGGGCUGGGCUGCGUGGGGCUCUUCUACUUCCUCAUCUACUGGCGCGUGAGGGCGGCGUCCCGGGCGCUGCUCAGGUACAGGAUCAGCCGGCGCUCGUCCCGGAAGAAGCCGGCGGUGGCGGAGGGGGAGGGCACGACCGAGGGGGACAGCGGGGUGCAGACGCAGAGCUGCGAGAUCAGCUGCGACGUCACGGGGUCCAGCCACAGCGCGGCGGAGGCGGGCGCGAGCAAAGCCGCCGUCUCCCGCACGGAUCAGAAGGCCCCCGCCCCCGGCCCCGCCCCCGCCUCCGCCCCCGCCCCCGCCCCCGCCUCCUCGCCCGGCGACGACGGGGAGUUCGACCGCGUGACCCGGAUGUGCUUCACCGUCUUCCUGUGCUUCGUGGGCUGCUUCGCCCCCUUCAUCCUGCUCAACAUCGCCGACCGCGGCGGCCGCGCCCCCCAGGUGGCACACAUGUUCUGCGCCAACCUCACCUGGCUCAACAGCUGCAUCAACCCCAUCCUCUACGCCGCCAUGAACCGCCAGUUCGGACAGGCGUACCGGGUCCUGCUGUCCCGCGCCACACAGCCUCUGAGGCGUCUCUGCCAGCGGUGACGCGCCCCCCCCGCACCGCCCUGCCACUCAGACCAGAGCUCAGGUGACUGCCCAGGCUGAGUCUAUCUUUGAGAAAUGUUCACAGAAACGAUUCAACACAUUUUGCCUGUCUGAAAAAGAAGAAGGCAGCAACAACAUUCUUUAUCGUUUGUCCAGUUUUCUCUGUUAUUUCCUGAUGAAUGACCCCAUUUUGUGACUUUU
Anguilla rostrata (American eel) is the source of this 1551-nucleotide messenger RNA. RefSeq names its product G protein-coupled receptor 84 (gene gpr84). Gene Ontology annotation, molecular function: urotensin II receptor activity. NCBI's taxonomy places the organism in Eukaryota, Metazoa, Chordata, Actinopteri, Anguilliformes, Anguillidae. Gene Ontology annotation, cellular component: plasma membrane. Gene Ontology annotation, biological process: neuropeptide signaling pathway. The coding region runs from base 178 to 1350 and encodes 390 amino acids. The transcript has 2 exons. The record is from RefSeq and is a predicted model, not a curated record.